Messenger RNA from Lagopus leucura (white-tailed ptarmigan), 2229 nucleotides. RefSeq names its product tumor necrosis factor receptor superfamily member 1B-like. Gene Ontology annotation, biological process: positive regulation of membrane protein ectodomain proteolysis; regulation of T cell proliferation; extrinsic apoptotic signaling pathway. The record is from RefSeq and is a predicted model, not a curated record. Gene Ontology annotation, molecular function: tumor necrosis factor receptor activity; tumor necrosis factor binding. NCBI's taxonomy places the organism in Eukaryota, Metazoa, Chordata, Aves, Galliformes, Phasianidae.
GCCUCAGCUCCGCCCAGCCCUCACCGUGAUGGAGCCUCGCUGGGCGCUGCUGGGCGCGCUGCUCCGCGCCGCGGGCGGCCGGAAUUAUUCACUGCCUUAUACACCACAGUCUGCACAAUGCAGAGACCCCAGCACUGAAUUCUAUGAAGAAAGACUUGAGAAAUGUUGCAGCAAGUGCCCUCCAGGUCAACGUAAGGCAGAGAGCUGCACUGGCAGCAUGGACACAAAGUGCAUCCCUUGUUUACCUGACACCCAUACAGCCAUCCGGAAUCUGUCUCCUCAGUGCUUUGCUUGCUCUCCACCCUGCAGGAAAGGUACUUGUGAAAACAGGAUUUGUAGAGCGUCACAGGACAGGACCUGCAGCUGCCCACCCAACAAGUACUGCAUUUCAAAAUGUAAAGUGCAUAAAAAAUGGGGGAAAGGUUACCGAGUCUCCAGAAGAGGAACAGACAGCACAGACACAGAAUGCAAGCCCUGUCCCCCGUAAGAUUCAGAUGAGGAAUCUUAUGAUACCAGCUGCAUACUACAUACAGUUUGUAAACGAGUGGCUGUUGCAGGAAACGGCAUGAAUGAUGCUGUUUGCCAUGACUCAGUUGCCACAUUUCUGCCUCACACUGUUAUAAACCUCUUCCCCCCAAGCCAAAGCUCAACUUCCAGCAAUGGUGAAGUAGUAACACAGCCUGUCAUUCUCAACUCCGUGCCUGACAUGUCCUACAUCACUGGAUCAGUGACAGGGCCGUUGCUAUUGGACCUGAUAAUUGCUGUUAUGGGGUAUUGUUUAUUCUCCAAAAAAAGAGCCCUUGCAUACUCACAACCAGCUGAAGCAAUGGAUUUGCCUUUUUCCUCUACAGAGAAGCAGUGUGACAAAAAAAAAGUAAGAAAUGCAGAAUUGCAAAGCUCCAGCAGUUCUGAACAGGAGGAACAGCAUCUCUUGGAAACUCCUGGCCCAAGCAGCAGCUCCCUGGAUAAUCCAGCUGGAUCUGCAAGAGUCAGUGUAAUAAAUAACAACGAUAGUGAUAAGAAAGAAAGUUUCCAACAGCACUGUGCAGCUGCAGAAGGGUGUAAGCUUCACUGUGGAGCCAGGCACAGCUCUGCAAGUUCAGAACUCUCAGGUAAUGGAGGAAGGCAGGUGAGUGUGACUUGUGUUGUUAAAAUAUGUAAUCCAGAUUAUGGCUCCCAGUUUCCAAAAUAGACUGGUCCAGCUGGCAUGGAUUAUGGAAGUGCUCAAUGUUCUCCAACAGGGGGAGAAGCUCCCAUUUCAAAAGAAGAAAACCCCUUGAAAAAAGAAACUGAAAUUCAAAUAUUGGUGGAAGCCAAAGACAAUUUACUUCAGGAUUUACUUCUGGAACAGAAUUCUCCUCUGGGUGUUCAAGAUAUGGGGAUAAAAACUGUUUAAAGGAAAUGACAGAUUUUAUACUGUUUGACUGAUAAUCAGAUCAGCCGUUAUGUUCACAACCAAACGUGUUCAGUGUAGCAUUUCUACAGAUUUGAAAUCUCAGAAGAAUUUACUUUUUUGAGGUUUUCAAUCUCUUCUUUGUCAGCUUUGAGAGUAAAUAUGAGUUUUGAAUUAGUUACUAUUUUUUAAUGCUUCCCGAUCUCAGGUAAUGAACUCUCUCUUGAAGGUUGUGUAAUCUAUAAAAACUGGAAGUGUCCCAGACCUCAGAACCAGAAAAUCCUGUUCCAUCAUUCAUUUGUUGCUCAGUGCUGAGAUCCAUCCACCCACUUCUUAUAGAAAAUCAGUAGAACAGCAUCUACUCUGCGAAUGCAGAUGAGAAUCAGGCUUUUAAAACACAUACUUUAAACUUGCGUAUAACCUAAGAGGUUUAUUAGUACUUCUAGAACUGGGAACUGGCAAAUAGGUCUUUCAUCCUACUGUGAAGAAAUUUAUUAUAACUUCAUGUUAAACUUGAAGGUCAUUUGAUUUUGUAUAAUGCCCUUUUCUGCUGUACUGAGUAUUUUAAUGUCUUACCCAACAACUCCCAGUGCUGGGAGCACAUUGGAAGAGCAAUGUCAGAGUUUUGAAGAAGUUUAAGAUUUUUUUAUAGCAGUUAAAUUUCUGGGUUUUCAGACUGUGGAGCAGUGUGAGAGAAGGGGAAUUCAAUUCUUAUGUUGAAGUAUGAAAAAUGUGUUUGUAUUUGUUAAGAAAAAGAUAAAUAGUGUUUUUAUACUUAAACCUUUGUCUUCUACCUCCCUACUGAACCAAAAUUCUGCUUUUUAGAAGGGCUUGUU